This is a messenger RNA of Hypoxylon fragiforme, 1082 nucleotides long. RefSeq lists its product as uncharacterized. Bases 420 to 1013 code for a protein of 197 amino acids. The record is from RefSeq and is a predicted model, not a curated record. The transcript is spliced from 4 exons. Lineage: Eukaryota; Fungi; Ascomycota; Sordariomycetes; Xylariales; Hypoxylaceae. Gene Ontology annotation, biological process: mitochondrial respiratory chain complex I assembly.
CUUCAAUUAUUUGAAUGUUUCAGCAACAUCAAUCAAUGACUGAACACCAUCAAUUUCCAAUUGCCCCGCCACGGACUAUACUACUUCCGCCAAUCUCAGCAGUUACAUAGUACUAGGUACCUAGUACUAAGUUAGGUAGUACAACUUAAACUCAGGCACCUAGUAACUACGUAUCAUCAGCCAAUAGGUACAAUUUCGGUUAAUUGCCUAGACCUUAAUGAGCCAGUCAAGUUUGAUUCAAUUGCGCAAGUUUGCAAAGCUCAAAAGCUUGGAACCCCAUCAAUCCCCCAACUCCCUCAUUCUUAAUUCUUCCCUUAUCAUCACGACUUUUACUGAUAUAUAACAAUCUCAUACUCCCCAUUACCUCCCCAUUACCCCAUUACAAAUCAAAUAAGCCUCUUUGGAGCUCGAGGGACAAAAUGGCGGAUUCGGAGGAGCCCACCUUCCACCAACAUGAUGCUCUCCGUUCCGGCAUGAAAGGCGCGAUGUUGGGCGGAGGUGCUGGCUUCGCCAUGUCAGCUGUUCAGAACUCGCUCGCCAGGCGCAAUCUAGGCGCCUUUGGUGUCUUUACCAGGACAGGGAGCACAAUUGCUAUAUUUACUGCCGUUGGCGCUGUAUACGGCUUUGGUAAGGAUGCAGCCGCCAACCUACGAGAGAAAGAUGACACAUUAAAUGUGACAAUCGCUUCUUUUUUUAGCGGAGCAACCAUUGGCUUAAAAUCUGGUCGUAUGCCGCAUAUUCUCGGUCUCGGUGCGGCUUUCUCCAUCGUCAUGUCGACCUUUGAAUAUACAGGCGCCAGUCUGCGUGGUAGUCGCCGCGCUGAGAUCCUUGAAAUGGAAGAGUAUGACCGCAAGGAGUAUUUGCGCAAGAACCGCCGGCGACCUAUCGAGGAGACAAUCGCAAAUAUCGGAGAGGGCAGAGGGAUCAAGCCUCCGGGCUACGAAGAGCGCAGACGAGAGCGCUUGAAGGAGAAGUAUGGCGUUGAGAUCAACCCCGUCUCGGCGAGCCCAUAAUAAACAAAUACUACUAAGCAAGGGUCGGGAUUGUAAUUACCUACCUAACUCAUAUUCCCCAAACGCCAG